GGCUGCACCCAUGAAAAUGUAAACAAAUGAAUUAACCUACAAAGUUCAUUUAUUCCCGUUUUAGAUAUCUUUAUAUCACUGUCAGUCAUGAACGCUAUGGUUAAUCGAUGCAUUUUAAGAUUGUGCAAAAUGUCAGUCAGUUAAACCUGUAUGUAGCAACAUGUUACCAAUCAGAACAAUGAAAAUAUAUACCAAAACAGGAGACAAAGGCACAUCAGCAACAUUUACUGGUGAAAGAAGACCAAAAGAUGAUAUUAUAUUUCAAUCAUUAGGGGCUACAGAUGAAUUAUCUUCAGCUUUAGGUUUAGCGGCUGAGUUUGUAAGAGAAGCUGAUUUACCUCUAGUUGAUCAACUUGAACAGAUACAGUGUAUAUUACAAGAUGUUGGAUCUAAUAUAGCUACACCAUAUAGUUCAGCUCGACAGUCUCAUAUAAGGAAAACAUCAUUUAGUAGUGAUUAUGUUAUAAAGUUGGAAGAAUGGAUUGAUGAGAUGACAGCUGAAUUACCUCCCCUCACCAAAUUUAUAUUACCAUCUGGUGGUAAAUCAGCAUCCACAUUACAUUUAGCUAGAUCAAUUUGUAGACGGGCUGAAAGGAGUAUAACUCCAUUAACAAGAGAUGAUGAGAUAGAUCCAGAGGUUCAAAAAUUUAUUAACAGAUUAAGUGACUAUUUAUUUACUGUAGCAAGAUUUGCUGCUAUGAAAGAAGGAAGAGAAGAAAGAAUAUAUCAUAGAGUAGAACAACUAACUAAUAGUUAAGGAUAUAAACAACCCAUAACAUGUGUAUAGACAAUUUUAAUUUACCAAAAUAGACAAUUAGACUUUUCUGGAUUCAGAAUAUUCCUGAUAAGAUCACUAUGGAGACCAGAGGCUCAACCUUUCCUACAUUUUUUCUCAGGGGGUGGGGCCUAUGGACUAAAUUCAACUAAUCCCUGUGAUAGUUGAUCCAUUGAUGGAUACUCAAGUAUGUAACUGUACGAAAUAAGGAAUAACAGGAAUAAAGAACAAUAAUCAGUAA
Messenger RNA from Lottia gigantea (owl limpet), 1016 nucleotides. RefSeq lists its product as hypothetical. The record is from RefSeq and is a predicted model, not a curated record. NCBI's taxonomy places the organism in Eukaryota, Metazoa, Mollusca, Gastropoda, Lottiidae. The transcript is spliced from 9 exons. The coding region runs from base 161 to 757 and encodes 198 amino acids. Gene Ontology annotation, molecular function: corrinoid adenosyltransferase activity.